This is a messenger RNA of Ixodes scapularis (black-legged tick), 663 nucleotides long. RefSeq lists its product as uncharacterized. NCBI's taxonomy places the organism in Eukaryota, Metazoa, Arthropoda, Arachnida, Ixodida, Ixodidae. Bases 1 to 663 code for a protein of 220 amino acids. The transcript has 9 exons. The record is from RefSeq and is a predicted model, not a curated record.
AUGAAGUACGCCAUUAGUCUCAGCGUCGUCGUAUUUUCUGCCGUAUUUAACCCGGCCUCCGCUUCCGACCCCUCCUGUAUUAAUGUCAGCCUGUCAAAUGUUCUGGGACUCGGAGAUUGCCUGGGUACCUCUGGUGACCUGUGUACAGGAAAUCAGGAUGGGGCACUGAAUUACAUCGGAAAACUGGCCGAGUGCGUCUUGGAAGGUACCGAAAACUUGGAUCUCGGGACGCAGGGGUACAUAAUUCUGCAAUUGCUGGAAGCCACUCUUCAGAGGAAUGGUCUUGAAGUUCUGCUUAGUCCCAUCAAGCUUGUCUGCGACUACAUCAACGUUGACUGUUCGGUGCUCAACUUGAACACAAACGCUGUCUGUGGAGAUCCUAUCGUCGUCAACCUCCCGAGCGCCCUCAACAUUGGUCAGUGCCUUGGAAACUCUACCGAGAUCUGUGCUGCUGGUCAACCUGUAGAUGAAAGUGCGGUAAAGGUUCUGGUCGAAUUGAUUAAGUGCAUGCUUGACAAUCUCUCGAAGGAAGAUCUACAAACGGUCCUGAAAAACAGCAUCUGCAGCUUGUUAAACAUUUUAGCGAAGCUCCUCGGAGGCAACGUAAUUUCAGGAGCCGUCGUGACGGGAGUCAACGCAGUUCUUGGAACGCACUGCACGUAA